Molecule: messenger RNA, 1639 nt
Organism: Dimorphilus gyrociliatus
Lineage: Eukaryota; Metazoa; Annelida; Polychaeta; Dinophilidae
Source: the annotation of a GenBank genome assembly
GGUUUAGUUUUGAAAAACAUUCAGUCUCGAAGUAACUCAGCCCAUUAUUACUAUCUUGACUGAUGUCUACCUUAGAAACAGAGGACAGCUACUUUAAUCUUCUAUCCUUCGAUCUGUAUGCUACCAUACAAGCUACUUUGCAGGCUCCCAGCUACCAUAUAUACUUCGAAGCUCUACUAAUAUUUUGGAUCCUAAAACUUUUAUUCUUUACUAAAAGUUAUAAGCCUAAGAGGCACUUAACAGAAACAGAAAAAGAAGAUCUAAUAAAAGAGUGGGAACCUGAGCCUCUUGUACCUAGUUAUCCAGAAGACGAUCCGAUAAUAAACGGUUUUGAAAAUUGUGUUGUUCAGAGCAAAAUAGGAAAAUUAGUUACCGUAAAUGGAAUAGAAUGCAUAAACCUUGCCUCCUUUAAUUUCCUCGGAAUUGUAGGCAGAAAAGAUAUAGAGCAAGAGGCAAUUAAUACAAUAUCGAAAUAUGGUGUCGGCUCUUGUGGACCUAGAGGGUUUUAUGGAACAGUUGAUGUUCACUUAAAUCUUGAAGAAGAACUGCAAAGAUUUAUGGGAGUCGAAGAAGCUAUUUUAUAUUCUUAUGGCUUUUCAACUAUUGCCAGUGCUAUUCCAGCAUAUUCCAAAAGAGGAGAUGUUAUCUUUGCUGACGAUGGCGUUAGCUUUUCUCUCCAAAAAGGUAUUCAAGCCAGUAGAAGUAAAGUCUAUUGGUUCAAACAUAACGACUUAGAACAUCUAAAAACCCUUUUGGAAUUGCAAGCAGCAGUUGAUAUAAAAGAACCAAAAAAGGCUAAAGUUACGAGACGAUUUCUGGUAUGCGAAGGAGUAUAUUUGAAUUUUGGUGAUAUUUGUCCUCUUCCCAAAAUGGUCGAAUUAAAGCAUAAAUAUAAAUUUCGAAUUUUUAUGGAUGAAAGCGUCUCAUUUGGAACUUUGGGUAAGACUGGCCGUGGUGUUACUGAACAUUAUGGAGUACCUAUAAGUGAAGUCGAUCUACUUUGCGCUUCAUUAGAAAACUCGCUUGGUUCUAUUGGAGGAUUUGCUUGUGGACGGAGCUACGUUGUUGAUCAUCAGAGGCUAUCGGGUCAAGGUUAUUGUUUCUCGGCUUCCCAACCACCUUUUAUGGCUCAAGCUGCUAUUAAAGCUUUAAACAUUAUUGAGACAGAUAACCAACUUAUCUCCAAUUUGCAAAAGAAUUGCAAGUAUAUGCAUAGUACUCUCAAGAAGAUUAAAAAGAUAAAAUUAGUAGGCGAACCAUUCUCGGCUGUGCAGCAUCUGCAAAUAAGCUGUGAAUUGACUAGACAGGAGAAAGACAUAGCACUGGGAGAAAUUGCUAAAAGGUGUAGAGAACAAGGCGUUGCUGUAACCAAAUCAGCAUAUUUAGACGAACAAGAAAAGACGCUACCCCCGCCAAGUAUCAGAAUUGCUGUGUCAAAUUUGCUAUCAACUGAUGAUAUCGAUACAGCUGUUUCAAAGUUGGACACUAUAAUUCAAGAUUGUUUAAGCUUCUGUUGAAAUUCACUCAUUUUCAAUAUUUUGACACAUUUAAUUACAGUAAACAUUUUUCUAAACAAAUUCUAUGUUUGUUGCUCAUUAAUCUUAUCGUUUUAUCUACAAUAAAAAUAAUGAACUAACAC